UCUGGUUGAGAUAACCCUUUUCAUCAACAUCAAGAGAGAUUGUCAGUGCAGAAGUUGUCGCUUCAGCGCAAGCGUUCAGCGACCACACUCGGAACCAAACACGAACAGCACUACCUCAAGCCGCCGCCGCAUGCAGCCGAGUCAGUCCUCCAGCAGAUCGCCGCCAGCGCAUGACAUUCUCUCUAUUUUUAGCACGCGCCCACGUGUCCACAGGCCGCGUUCGUUGCGCGUGAGCCGUAAACACCACGCACCUCCAUCAUCAUCAACUACACCAUAUCCCAAGCACCCACACCGCGCAUCUCCCUAUCACCUCAACCACAAACCAGCCCAAACCCACGUAACCAAAAAAACAAAACAACCAAACAAACAGCACACCAAACCACACCACACUACCAAUCGACAAUGUGGUUCGAACUGCAGCACAAGUUCCCCGAGCUCCCGCUCUCCGUCCUCAUCCUACUGGGCUCGCUGCCUAUCCUCGUGUUGGUUGGCGAGGGUGGGGAUGGGAGGGAGAAGGAGAGACGUGAUUAGGUGGUUAUGGUGAUGUGGUGAUGGUGGAGAAGGAGCAGGGCGGUCGUGGUGCGCUUUUGUGUGGGUGGGGC
This is a messenger RNA of Aplosporella prunicola CBS 121167, 602 nucleotides long. RefSeq lists its product as uncharacterized. Lineage: Eukaryota; Fungi; Ascomycota; Dothideomycetes; Botryosphaeriales; Aplosporellaceae. The transcript is spliced from 3 exons. The coding region runs from base 131 to 544 and encodes 137 amino acids. The record is from RefSeq and is a predicted model, not a curated record.